UUAUGGAUUAUUAAGAAUUAUAUGAAUUACGCAAAAAACUUGUGGAUUGGAAAAAGAAUCCUAAAGAAACUAUUAAUAUCUUAAAAUUAUUAGAGUAAACUCCAAUUGAUUAAGAGGCUGUAAAUAAAUCUAAAAUAUACAAAACACUUCACACUCUUACAAUAAUUGAUGAUAAAAGCGACCCCUUAGCUGCAACAAUUAGAACUAAAGCAUAGAUAGUUCAAGACAAACUUAAAAAACUGUCUUAAAAUAAACCAAAUGAUAACGAUACAAUUGAAAAAAAAAGAGAGAAGAGUGAGGAAAUAAAAAUGUAAAAACAGAAUAGUGUAUAAAAUAUAUAAAGUAGUAAAUCUUUACCUGAUAUUGAUUUAUUUGUAAAUUACAAAGUCCCUUAUCCAUCUUAUGUUGAUCGUGUGAAAUACUUAACAGCAAUUAGUAAAUUGUUUAUUCUUAAUAUCUAAAUAUUUAAAAAUCAAGAUGAUUUAAGUGAUUCUGAUUAUUAAAUAAUUAAAGAUUCUGUAGAAAAAAUGGAAAAAGCAAUUUAUUAUAAGAGAUAAACAGAACAUAGUCCUAGAAAAGCAUAUGAAUAGGAUCUAAAAAUUUUAGCGGGCUUUUUAAAGAAGGAUAAAAAUGGUUCAUUAACCUAUAGGAUUUUCUCAAAGUAAUUUGAUCCUUUAAUUGCUGCUUAAUUAAAGUAUUUUAAAUAUAAAUUAGAGCUGCUGAUUGGGUUGAUGAUGAAACUAAAUAAGAAUAAAGUCGAAUUAUUAGAGAAAAAAUGGAAGCUGAACAAUUAGGUUUUUAUAAAGACUUAAGUAAACGAGAAAUGGAAGGUGUGGAAGGGAAAAUGUGUAAAGGAUGUGGUUAAAAAAAAGUUUAUUUAGUAGAUGAGAAACAAACUAGAGCAUCAGAUGAACCAACAACUAAAUUUUUUGAAUGUUAUAAUUGUGGAGAUAAAUUUAGGAUAUGUUGAA
This is a messenger RNA of Paramecium pentaurelia, 971 nucleotides long. The record is from the annotation of a GenBank genome assembly. NCBI's taxonomy places the organism in Eukaryota, Ciliophora, Oligohymenophorea, Peniculida, Parameciidae.